AGCGCAUAUCAUUUCAGCCUCGCGUAUCAUUUCAGCCUCCCCAAUCGCCUCCAUCUCCAUUCUCGUUCUCAACUCUGUACUUGCCCUCCCUCUAUCUGGAACUGCAAACUACAAAAUCUACAAGAAUCGGAAGUUCAAAACCCAUAUAUUUGAGUUUAUCUAUCUGUCUGCAAGAAUCAAAAGUUCAAAACCUAUUACCUAUAUCAAAACCCAUUUCGGCAUAUCAUUACAGAUUGUUCAAAAAAUCAAAACCCAUAUCUUUCAGUUUCCAUCGCCCGCUGUUCCAGUUCGGGUUCGCCGUUCGCAAGCUUCAGCCGAUGGCCCGAUUUCUCUCAACUCUCGAGCUUGCCCCCUCUCUCUCUGCAACUGCUAACUUGUAUGUAUGGGUUUUGUUUUAAAUUUUUUUCCUAACCAACUAAUCAAGGUAUGUAAUUCUUGUUUUACAAACUAAAUUCUAUUCGGUGAAAUUUUUUAUGAUCUUUUUAAUAUAUAUAUAAAGUAACAAAAUUUGCAUUGCAUUUUGAGGUAAUCACGUAAUCUACAUUUUAUUUGAGCAAUUUUUUUUUUUUUUUUUUUUUUUUUUUUUUUUUUUUUUUUUUUUUUUUUUUUUUGUUGUUGUUGUUGUCAAUUAUGUCUAAAAUUUGAAUCUGGGCAUAAAAAAAAAAGAAUCUGAAUUAUUGAAUUGGAUUAGAAAUCUGCAGAUACUGAAUCUGAAACAUUUUUUAUCAACAUGCCAAGCUUUUUGAAGAUGUAAAUCUUUUCAGAACUCAAAAAAAUCAUAACAAGAACAUUGACAAGGAAAAGUACUUAAUAUAGGAUAAAGCUCUAAAGUUACUUCUUGAAAAUUAAAAUAUUCCAUAAUGUUGGAAGGGGCUUGCCAUGAACUACCUCACACUCUGCUUCCACUAGUAGAUUCUCAAAUAGGAUUAGGAAAUUGGUCAAAAGAAGAGAUAGGGUACUGAGUGGUGAAUUGUUCAGAAAUAAAUUGGUAAUUUUUUUUAUUAAUUACCCAAAUAGUAUUUCUAUCCCUUAAUCAGUCAACUGUCUAAAGAAACAUUGUUAAUUAACUAAAAUUGAAUUAAACAACAGUUGAUUUUGGUUGAUAUAUUUUGAUUUAGCCCAGCCCAUUGAGAAAUCCUGGAUCCACCCUUGAGCUAAAUGAUAAUCGACACCUUUGCUUUUGGUUCACUUUUGCACCAGUGUUCCAGAACCAGGGCGUUUCGAUGUGGUCUUUCACUUCACGCUGCUGUCGUCAAGACAGGAGUGCAAGCUGAUGUCUUUGUCUCCAACCACAUCCUCAAUAUGUAUGCCAAGUGUGGCAACAUUGUACUUGGCCGCAAAGUGUUUGAAGAAAUGUCUGAGAGAAACCUUGUGACUUGGUCUGCUAUGAUAUCUGGGUAUGAUCAGUCUGGAGAACCUCUAAUGGCAAUUGACCUUUUUUCUCAAAUGCGGCUUGUGCCCAAUGAAUACAUCUUUGCCAGUGCUAUCAGUGCAUGUGCCAGUCUCUUGGCACGGACACAAGGCCAACAGAUUCACGCUCAAUCUAUGAAGUUGGGUUAUUCUUCUAUCUCUUUCGUUUCAAAUUCUCUUAUUUCAAUGUACAUGAAAUGCGGUGGAUUUAAAGAUGCUUUAUCAGUCUUUAGUGGCAUGUCUGAACCAAAUCGUGUCUCUUAUAAUGCACUUAUUACUGGGUUGGUAGAAAACCAGCAGCCAGAAAGUGGGUUUGAAGUGUUCAAACUUAUGUACCAACGAGGUCUAAUCCCUGAUCGUUUUACUUUCGUGGGAGUGCUGGGAAUUUGCACUUCUGCAGACGAUAUGCGGGGAGGAAUGGAAUUGCAUUGCCAAACAGUGAAGCUCAAUCUCGACUCCACUGCUUUUAUUGGCAAUGUGAUAAUAACAAUGUACUCGAAAUUCAAUUUGGUAGAAGAAGCCAUGAAGGCUUUCGAAUUGAUUGAAGAGAAAGAUGUCAUUUCAUGGAACACUGUUAUUACUGCUUGUUCUCAUUGUGAUCACUAUGCAAAGGGGUUGAGUGUUUUCAACAAGAUGACAAAAGAAAAUGGUAUAAUGCCUGAUGACUUUACUUAUGCCAGUGCCCUUGCUGCGUGUGCUGGCCUUGCUUCAAUACACCAUGGCAGCCAAAUUCAUGCUCAUCUCAUCAGAACAAGGCUGGAUGAGGAUGUGGGUGUUGGUAAUGCACUUCUCAACAUGUAUGCUAAAUGCGGUUGUAUUGGAUAUGCGUACACUGUUUUUAACCAAGUGAAAUGUCGUAAUGUUGUCUCAUGGAACAGCAUUAUAGCUGGAUUUGGAAAUCAUGGGCUUGGGGAAAAAGCCCUAGAACUCUUUGAGCAGAUGAAAGAAAGGCGUUUGCAGCCAGAUUCUGUUACAUUUGUUGGACUUCUGACAGCUUGCAAUCAUGCAGGGCUUGUGGACAAAGGCCAAGCUUACUUCAAUUCCAUGCCUGAAAUCUAUAGGAUUGACCCUAGUGUGGAGCAUUUAUCUUGCCUAAUUGAUUUACUGGGACGAGCUGGCAGACUAAAUGAGGCUGAGGAGUACAUAGAAAAAUUCCCUUUUGGGCAUGACCCAGUUAUAUUAGGGAGCUUGCUUUCUUCAUGUCGACUGCAUGGAGAUGUUGUAAUUGGCGAACGCUUGGCUAGACGGCUUCUAAAACGUGAGCCUAUUACUACUUCAUCUUAUGUUCUAUUGUCGAACUUAUAUGCUUCAGAUGGAAUGUGGGAUGCCGUUGCAGAGGCAAGAAAGAUGUUGAAGGGUAGUGGACUAAAGAAAGAGCCAGGCUAUAGUCUGACUGAAGUGAAAGGAAUAGUGGAAAAGUUCACAGUUGGUGAUUUUUCUCAUUCAAGAAUUGAAGAGAUAGUGGACGUACUCAAAACUUUCAGUUGGGCAGGGGAUGAAGUUUCAUUAUAUUAUUAAUCAAGUCAUCAAGAAAAAGUACCUUCGCAAAAUUCCUUGGUGCUUUGGCAAGGCUGUGCGUUUCAAUCCAAUUGUAUGUACAUCUACAUUAUGUUUGGCGGCAGAAAUGCUUGAUAUUUUCACGUAGGAUAUUAGCAAAUAUAUCCGUGCUCUAGAACCAUCUAUUGCCCUUACGAAACCUGAGCUGCUGCUUGUUCUUCCUUCUAUGAGCUACAUUGUUUGUGAGUGAUUUUGGAUCUUUAAUUAAGACUGAGGGUACAUCAGAUUCUGAUAUAUCCUCUUAUGGAGGCUGUGUUUAGCAAGCCUAAUGACAAUCCAAUUGUGGAGAAAAUUGCACUGCGUGGAUUGGCCCUGAAGUAUUGCAAAGCUUUCAGUGAGUGAAUGACAGGUGCUCUCCUGUCCUUUGAAGUGGGUUUUGGACAGGAACUUUCAAACUGCUGGCUGUGCCUUCGUACACCACAAUUGCUCAGGUAUUGGGAGACCUAAAUGGUCGAGGUUGGAGAAGCUGUAAGGAUUUGUAGCUUUCCUCUCAUGCUACAAGAUUAACAGAAAACGAAAUAGAGCAACGGACUAUUGAGAACCACUUGAGGAUCCGAUAUCUCCAGUUCGUUAGGAGAAGAAUUAUUAGAAUCUCUAUGAUUCUAGUCUAUACAACCUGACAGCUUUGCCCUAGACUAAAUACAGGAUCCCUAAAGCAGGAAAGGAUCCGAGGUGAUACAAAUGGUUUUAUGUUUGAACUAGUAGCUUUGCUUCUAACUGGAAAAUUGUUUGACUCUAAAUUGGUGGUGAUACUAUAUGAGCAUGUUCAUAUACCUUGACCUGAUAUUUGAUUUUCACACCUAUUAGUAGUUAAAAAGAAGAAGAACAUUUAACUACUCUCUCUAGGGUAGUUGAACUUUGAAACCUGGACACUCAUUUUGUAUGAAAACAUAGGACAACUGCUUGGUGAAUUGGUAAAUGUACAGGUAUCAAACAUGUGAAAGUUAAUGUGGGCACCGAGAAUAGUAAACUUUGUACAAGCUGGGUAGAACGUGGCUUAAAGGGCACAUGAAGUAAAUGUUUGAAUGUUUUAUUGGAAAGUGUAGGGAAAGUGGUGUGAGACCUACUACUGCACUCGGGUAGGUCCAUCACUUUCUCUACUUUUUGAAUUUGUGGAUGGAAAAGAAAAUUAUUUAUUCUCUCUUAUAUUUCGAAUUUGAAGUUGAAAAUGAAAAGUAAUUUUUUUUAUUUUAAUUAUGCACAAGUUUUUUUCCUUUCGUUUUCACUUCAAGUUUUAAAGAUUAUUAGCAUCCUGAAAUCCAGCAUUGUGUGAUGUAGGUACUUGCUUAGUUUUUGAAUCAUGGACAAUGAGGUGUGUUUUUGAUUAGUGCUGAUUGAAUCUCAAGUGCAUGCAAAAUGUUGUUUUUGACUAGGGCUUACUGAAUGGUGUUUUUGAGAAGUGCUAGGAAAUGGUGUUUUUGACAAGCAUUCACUGAAUCUCAAGUG
Messenger RNA from Cornus florida, 4413 nucleotides. RefSeq names its product pentatricopeptide repeat-containing protein At1g11290, chloroplastic-like. Gene Ontology annotation, molecular function: protein binding; RNA binding. Gene Ontology annotation, biological process: RNA modification. The transcript is spliced from 7 exons. The record is from RefSeq and is a predicted model, not a curated record. Lineage: Eukaryota; Viridiplantae; Streptophyta; Magnoliopsida; Cornales; Cornaceae. The coding region runs from base 1159 to 2928 and encodes 589 amino acids.